UGUUCCUGCUCCUGACUCACCGCUCUUCGCUCUCGCCGAGUAGCAAGUCGGUCCGGAAGCCGCGCCGCAGCCAUGGCUUUUAAAGACACUGGAAAGACUCCCGUGGAGCCCGAGGUGGCGAUUCACCAGGUUAGAAUCACCCUCACCAGCCUCAACGUGAAGUCUUUGGAGAAGGUAUGUGCUGACCUGAUCAGAGGCGCGAAGGUAAAGAAUCUCAAAGUGAAAGGACCGGUUCGGAUGCCUACAAAGACUCUGAGAAUAACUAGAAGGAAAACUCCUUGUAGUGAAGGUUCUAAGACUUGGGAUCGUUUCCAGAUGAGGAUCCACAAGCGACUCAUUAACCUGCAGAAUCCUUCUGAGAUUGUCAAGCAGAUCACUUCCAUCAGUACUGAGCCAGGAGUCGAGGUUGAAGUCACCAUUGCAGAUGCUUAAAUCAACAUUUUUAAUAAAUUGAUAAUCAGUUGUUAAAA
Messenger RNA from Balaenoptera musculus (blue whale), 470 nucleotides. RefSeq names its product 40S ribosomal protein S20-like. The record is from RefSeq and is a predicted model, not a curated record. NCBI's taxonomy places the organism in Eukaryota, Metazoa, Chordata, Mammalia, Artiodactyla, Balaenopteridae. The transcript has a single exon. Gene Ontology annotation, molecular function: structural constituent of ribosome; RNA binding. The coding region runs from base 73 to 432 and encodes 119 amino acids. Gene Ontology annotation, biological process: translation. Gene Ontology annotation, cellular component: cytosolic small ribosomal subunit; ribosome.